Molecule: messenger RNA, 2614 nt
Organism: Drosophila virilis
Lineage: Eukaryota; Metazoa; Arthropoda; Insecta; Diptera; Drosophilidae
Gene: lace
Product: serine palmitoyltransferase long chain base subunit
Biological process (GO): ceramide biosynthetic process; sphingosine biosynthetic process
Cellular component (GO): serine palmitoyltransferase complex
Molecular function (GO): pyridoxal phosphate binding; serine C-palmitoyltransferase activity
Source: RefSeq, a predicted model, not a curated record
UUUAAUACUUUUUGUUGGAACGCGCUGGCGGACGGUUUGGAGCCAUCCGAGUUCGCUGUGUCGGUGUAAAAAGAAAUUGCCAUUUAAAUUCGCAUAUUAGCAGCAAUGGGCAACGUGGACGACGACAGCGCCACCUUCGAGCAGAGCUAUGACUGCGCCAAUAACCGCAAUGAAAAGGUCUCCACUCCAAUAAGCAAUGGACACAUUCCAAGUCACGCGUUUGUACAGCAGAAGGUGGAGGGGCAGCUCAGCGAGCCGGAGCUGGUCGAGGAGGAGCAGAACGAGGAGCAGUUGCUGCUGAACAAACACCUCAAGUUCUCGGCACCGGCCUACACCGAAAUCCGCACGCGUUCCGGAGGCCUUAAAUUCAAGGGCACCAGCGAAGGCAGCUACCAUCCGGCCAAGCAGCUGGAGGCCAAUGGGCAUGCGACAAAGUCCGGCAGUAAGUGCGAGAAGUUCAAGCCAAGUCAAGCGGACGGUGUCUUGUCGGCGGAGCAGGAACACUACCAGAAGACGUCCUUUGAGGAUGUGCCGCUGCACACGGCCUGCCUGACCUAUUUGGGCUUCUAUCUGCUGAUGAUACUCGGCUACAUAAACCAGCUGCUGUUCGUGCCCAAGGUGGCCACGGAGAAGGGGCGCGAGGGCUAUGUGGCCCUCUACGAUGCCUUUGAGAGCUUCUAUUCGCGCUACGUGUACCGUCGUGUGCGCGACUGUUGGAAUCGACCCAUCUGCAGUGUGCCAGGCGACGAGCUGGUGCUGAAGGAUCGCGUAACGGACGACUAUGGCUGGAGCUUUAGAUUUACAGGGACCGAGACACGUUGCCUGAAUCUCGGCUCCUAUAACUAUCUCGGCUUUGCCGCCGCCACAGGAGCCUGCGCAGAUGACUCGGAGCAGCGUGCUCGCCAGAAGGGUCUGGCCUAUUGCAGCCCUCGCAGCGAGCUGGGCAACACGCAACUGCACAUCGAUCUGGAGCGACUGACAGCCCGUUACUGUGGCGUCGAGGAUGCGAUUGUCUUUGGCAUGGGCUUUGCAACGAACGCACUGAACUUGCCCUCGCUACUGGGCCCCAACUGUCUGGUUGUGAGCGAUGAGAAGAAUCAUGCCUCCAUUAUUCUGGGCCUGCGUCUGUCGGGAGCCACAACGCGCGUAUUUAAGCACAACAGCAUGCGGGAUCUGGAGCGUGUGCUGCGCAAUGGCGUCUGCUAUGGCAAUCCGAAAAACGGCGGCAAGCCCUGGAACAAGAUCAUGAUCCUAGUCGAAGGCAUCUUCAGCAUGGAGGGCUCCCUAGUGCGCCUGCCCGAGAUUAUUGCCCUAAAGAAGAAGUACAAGGCGUAUCUGUAUCUGGAUGAGGCCCACAGCAUUGGCUCCAUGGGUCCGACGGGACGUGGCGUUGUCGAGUACUUCGGUGCCGACCCCAAGGAUGUGGACAUUCUGAUGGGCACCUUUACCAAAAGUUUCGGCAGCGCUGGUGGCUACAUAGCAGGCUCCAAGAAACUGAUUGACUUCCUGCGCACAAACAGCCACGCCCAUUGCUAUGCCAGCUCCAUCUCGCCGCCCAUUGUACAGCAGAUCUACACCUCGAUGAGCAUCAUAAUGGGCGAGGAUGGCACCGAUACCGGCCGCAACAAGGUACAGCAGCUGGCCAGAAACACGCGCUAUUUCCGCAGGCGCUUGGCACAAAUGGGCGUCAUUACCUAUGGCCAUGAGGAUUCGCCGGUGGUGCCCAUGUUGGUCUAUCUCUUCUCAAAGAUUGGUGCUGUCAUACGCACGCUCACCACGCGUCAUAUUGCCGUAGUGGGCGCUGGCUUCCCGGCCACGCCUAUCAUGGAGGGUCGCAUACGCUUCUGUUUGUCGGCUGCGCACACCAAGGAACAGCUUGACUAUGCCCUCGACGUCAUCGACGAUGUGAGCGAGAACUUGGGUCUAAAGUAUUCCCGCAAACCGCGCGAUCCCAAGAUCAUUGAGUACUAGACUCUAAGCACACACAUGCACCACACAACACACACAUUUAGUACUUUAAGUAGAAAGUUGUCCUCAGUUAUUGGAACCAGCCCAAGGCACAAACUGUAUUCGGCACAGAACGAGUUUCAGCCGCCAGACUCGAGUCGUUGAUAUGGUGAAGCUAUUUACAAUGGACAUGUUGUUGUGGCUUAACUUUUGACUAAUCCCCAAGGGACUCUGCCUAAAACACUAAAAAGAAAUCGAUGAAACAGCACUACAACAACAUGCAUAGCUUUAUUAUGAUGAAAAUAAUAAUAAUAAUAACAAUAAUUAAUAACUAUUGUAUAUUUAGCAUUUAACUCUUCAUAGUUGUUAUGGUAUUUCGUAAUAUUUCCGAUGUCUUCAGCUGCUGCACAUAUUUUCUUCUCUUUUAAGUAGUAAGGAAGUGAAAAAUGUAUUAUGAUCAUCAAGUUUUUCAGUUAUACAAAUGCGUAUACUCUAUAAGCUAGCCAGAUUCCGCAGCUGCUCCAACAUCGCGCACCUCGCCUUAAAAGAUUCAAAAUGCCAAGCCAAACCAAAUGGAAAUAUUCAAAUGCAACCAGUUAACAUAAAAACUUAAAAGGCGUGGCAGUUCCAGAAAUAUAAGCAUUACUUCUAUGUUUGUGUAUAUGUA